CACUUGGUUCAAGUAGCAUGGAUUUUCACACAACCAGGUUGCAUCUUGAAUGAGACAGGUGCAGUUGAUACCAACGUUGAGAUCGGUAUUGGGUUCGAUCCACACACCACUUCUGUAAACAGCAGAGCAUUCACUACGGUCUUCUGUAACCUAAACAAUGACAACAACCUGACCAAUGGACCGCUGCAAGUUUGGAGCCAGAUCAUGAAUGACAAACUAGUGUUCUUGGGCCUGCUGUACUUUGUCCAGGGUAUCCCCUAUGGUCUCCAAUCCUCCCUGCUUCCUGUCUACCUGCGUGGAGCUGGCCAUUCCCUGACACGCAUUGGCUUCACCAAGAUUCUCUAUUUCCCAUGGGUCCUCAAGGUGCUUUGGGCUCCUUUGGUUGACAGGAUUGGCACAAAGCGUCGCUGGCUGGUGGGGACAGUAUCUGGACUGGCGGUGACAUGUCUCUUCAGUUCUGCUCUGGGCCCAGAGAUGCACAUUUGGGGAGUAGCAGGAACUCUGCUCGCCAUGAACACCCUGGCCUCUGUUCAAGAUAUCGCAGUAGAUGGAGCAGCAGUGGGACUGUUGAAAGGCCGAGGGGAGCUUGGAUUGGGUAACACAGCCCAAGUUGUGGGCUAUAAAGCUGGAUCGGUGUUUGCUGGAGGCGGGCUGCUGGCCGUGAUUGACGUGGCCGGAUGGAGAUGGAUGUUUUUGCUGUUAACUUUUGUGUACGCAGGUGUGGCUCUUUUUGUGUGGGGAGCUCCUGUGUUGGAUGAGGAAACUGUGAGGUGCCAGCAGAUGGAUGUCGGCAAAAGGGGAGGACAAGGAGUUGAUGGUUUGAGGCCAUGGAGUGUGUGGAGGAAGAUGCUGGCAGUCCCAGGCACCCCUUGGACAGUCCUCUAUGUGCUCACAUACAAACUGGGGGAGCAGGGUGCAGUCACUAUGUUUCCCUUGUUUCUGUUGGAUCACCACAUGACUGCCAGGGAACUUGGCUUCUGGAACGGCGUCAUCGCCAUGGGCUUUUCCAUCUGUGGGUCGUCACUGGGAGGCUUGCUGCUGGCUCAGUUCAGCAUUGGCGCUCUGAUGCGGCGUGUUUUUGUCUUGAGGACUAUCAGUAUGGUCUGCCAGAGCUCUUUACUCACUGUGCUGGAACCAUCGCCACUCAUGAAAGGUAUGGCCAUCAUGAGCAUGAGCGUUCAGCACUUUCUGGGUGGUCUGAUAACCACGCUCACCUUCACUACCAUGAUGCAUUGCACUCAAAGGGCUGAGGAGAGCAUACAGGCAACCCACUACAGUUUCCUGGCCACUCUGGAGGUGCUGGGCAAGCUGACGUUCAGUGCUCUGGCCGGGGGUGUGGUGGAUUGGUUUGGUUUUCAAGUGGCCUUCCUCUUCUUCCUCACCCUCUCUGCUGGAACGGCCCUGCACGUAUGGACGGCAACUUUCACUGGUGCUCUCAGGGAACACCAACUCAAAGAGCAGCCCAAAUGAAUGUCAAGAUCUAGGUUCUGACUGUAUGAUGUAAUGUAUCUCCUGCAAUUUUGCGGUUUCACUUUAUCGUAGUCUAAAUAUAUUAAUAAUUCAUGCUUUUUCUUGGUUGAAUACAACCUACUAUUUCAAAAAGUAUUCACAUUUAACCACAUUUAAGCAUUUUCUAGCAUACAAAUGGAUGAAUUAACUAAAGUACAAAUAUAAGGCAGUAAGAGGACACAUACAGAUUGUGAUAUACAGUAUUGUACACUGGUCACUUGGUGUUAGUUGGUGAAACGUACGCCGGACAAAUGGGCUUUUAUUGCAUAAUGACAAUAACAUGAUACAUAACAUGGGUUACUGUUGCGGCAGUAUUACAGCUAAAACCCAACUCUGAACACACAAUGUCACUUCUUGUCCACACUUCCGGAACACAUUUAUUGUAACACACACGGGCACUAGUAUUAUUUAUGUCUUAAAAGGCUUAUUAUGUCUACUAUAGUUCUAUAGUGGGAAAUAGAAAUGUAAAGGUGACUAUAGGGGCGUUAUUUAUUGUCUAGAAGGCUUCAAUAAUGUAAAAAAUAUAUAGUAUCUAGAAGGUCAGAAACAGGUUUCUAUGUGCCAACUCCGAAAAUAUGUAAAGUAAAUAAGGAAUCGUACUCCACAGAAUUAACUUUAACUUAUCACGCUGGGGUCUGGGAUGAAUUCAUGAUAAAUGAGGGGUUAUCGUAUAUAUCAAUGCUUGUCAAUUAUUUUCUGUCAUGCUCCCCCCAUUUGAAAUACUGGAGAAAGCGAUAAUAUUUAUUCAUUCAUUUGUGCUGUACAUACUGAACUUGAAACUGAACCCAGGGAAAUGCAACAAAACGAGCAUACAAGUGUAUUCAAGAUUUAAAUUGCAUGUUGAGUACUAUGAAUUUGUACAUAUUGGUAUGUCUGCAAUAAAAUAAAAGCCUUUCGUAUAAAUAAGAUAAUGGAGUGCAAGGACAAGUGCAAGGAGAAGCCAUAAAAAAGUCUUCAUACCGACUGGAGUUGUCUGAAAGCUUUGGUCAGAAUGCAUACAUCUGUUUUUCAAAAUACGUGUCUGUGGACAUGGUCAUGCUGAAAAAGCCUUGAAAUAACAUGAUACAAAUAUGAAAUAGAACAUUGAACAUUUUUCAUGUAGAAACAGAAGGUACAAAUUGUGAAAAUUAGAUUCCUAUUUUUUAAAUAUGCAUUACACAUUUUAUUUUCUUAACACUGAAAGUCUUAAAUUUCACUGUAUUGUGAUAAAACCAGGAGCCGACAUCUGUGAUAAGUGUGACGAUUUGUGUGUUGAGCGAUGGUGUGUAGUCUUACUGUACUCACUAUGGGGACAGCUGUGAUCUAGCAAAUUAAAGCUGUUUUAUUAUGUUUGGCAUUUUAAUAUGAACAAUCUAGCACUUAGAGUUUUAGCCAAAAGCAAUAUCACAAAACCCUCCUUUUGAUGCUUAAUGUGCUGUACCAAUAUACUAAAUGUAUAAUUUUGAUGGGUUAUUGUAAUUGAGACAUAGGUUUGCUACCUCCUAUCAAAAAUGGUUGGUAUGACACAGAAAAUGUGAACUUUGCAGCUGUACUGUACAUGUAGUCUCAAGUAACUGGCACACAAUGUUAACAAAGCAGCAACUGGUAACCAGAGAGGGUUAGUAGAGUGUCCAUAUGUUAAAAGUCAGCAUUGUUUUUGGAGGAGGAGGUUGUCUUGACAAACAAACUGGUAGGUUAGCAGUAAGUGUUGUAUGCACACCUACAGCUGCAUCACAGCUCAACUUUACACUCUGCAUGGUGUCAUCAUGUAGACAUCACAAUAAUCUCUGCAAUAAGCCUGUUCUGUGAAACUUGAAAGACCAAUGUCAUAUUCCAGUUUGUCAGUUUAGGUUAAGUAAAAAAGUGCACUGUAAUAUGCAAAAUGUACUGUCAUAUAUUGUAACUCUCCAUGGUACUGUUUUCAAUGUCAAUUUUGCCAAGCCUAUGUGGAAUGUUUUCUUCACGAGGCUGUGAUUCUAAAUCUCAUGCAAAUGAAUGUACUGUAUUAUAGGAAAGAUAGUCUUAGCUCUAAAGCCAGCAUUCAUUCUAACAGUCACCUGCUUUUAGAAUACUAAGUGAAUAGGUGUCUACAAAGGAGUAUUAAGGCUACACUGAAAGGAAAUAUGAAAUCACAUUAUGCAAUUACAACAGUAAAGUUGACAUAUACUGCAAAAAUGUUUUACCACAUCAUAAUACAAGCAUAAACAUACACACUUAAUGAUGCAAUCAGUAUGAACAACUACACAACAAUUACAUUAUUUUGUGGUUUUACCUCGUGGAUAAAGCAGGGGCAGCACACUGUUGCCUGUGGUUAGCAUGGCUGCCCCACAGCCAAGUGGUUUUAGGUUAAAUUCCGACUUGGUUGUCUCUUUGUGGAGUUGCAUGUUCGUGUGCUUAAAUGGAUUUUCUACAGGUGCUUCAGUUCCCUCCCACCGUCCUCAAAACAUGCAUGUUAAGUCAAUUGGAGACUCUAGAAGGUGUGACUGUUUGUCUAUAUGUGUCCUGUGAUUGACCAAUGACCAGUGAACUCAGCUGGGAUAGGCUCCAGCUGACCUGUGACCUGGGACAGGAUAAAUGGUUUAAAAAGAAAUUGAUGGAUCAUAUACGGUAUGGGGUGUCCAAAGUGCGGUGCUCUACUUGUUUUAUUGCCCCUCAGCACAAUGUAGAAAUAAAAUUAAACACAAGCAAAAUACAACAACCAAAAAUGUAGAAUGUGAAAAGAAAAGGCUGAAAUAUGUAAGCAAUAUACUCACCUGCUAUACGUAGUACAUUCAUUCAUUCAUUAGUUUUCUACCGCUUACACUCGCUGGGGUGCUGGAGCCUAUCCCAGCUGUCUUUGGGCGAGAGGCGGGGCACACCCUGCCUGGUCGCCAGCCAAUCACAGGGCACAUAUAGACAAACAACCAUUCACACUCACAUUCAUACCUAUGGACAAUUUGGAGUCGCCAAUUAACCUAGCAUGUUUUUGGAAUGUGGGAGGAAACCGGAGUAAACGGAGAAAACCCACACACGCACAGGGAGAACAUGUAAACUCCACACAGAGAUGGCCGAGGGUAGAAUUGAACUCCGGUCUCCUAUCUGUGAGGCCUGCGUGCUAACCACUUGUCCGAUGCUGCUGCUAUAGUACAUUUCAUGUCAUAAUAUUAUGACUUAAUUUGAAAAACUUUUCCAUUGUUGUGCUUGGGCCUUUUUUCCCUCUUUGGCCAUAAUACUCCUUUACAGACAUCAAUCACCCCGGUAAUUAAUGCCUUUCGGUUGGUCAUCCUCUGACUUCUUUCAAAGCACAUGUCUUAUCUCAACUACUGUGAGAUUUGAACACAAUAAAAGUUUGAACUGCUGGGUAAAUU
Doryrhamphus excisus (bluestripe pipefish) is the source of this 4835-nucleotide messenger RNA. RefSeq names its product solute carrier family 33 member 2 (gene slc33a2). Gene Ontology annotation, molecular function: transmembrane transporter activity. Lineage: Eukaryota; Metazoa; Chordata; Actinopteri; Syngnathiformes; Syngnathidae. The record is from RefSeq and is a predicted model, not a curated record. Gene Ontology annotation, cellular component: membrane. Gene Ontology annotation, biological process: transmembrane transport.